Molecule: messenger RNA, 335 nt
Organism: Cylicostephanus goldi
Lineage: Eukaryota; Metazoa; Nematoda; Chromadorea; Rhabditida; Strongylidae
Source: the annotation of a GenBank genome assembly
AUGUUAUUACCAGCGGGUAUCGACGUCCAUACCCACUUAACUGCCCCCGAUUCUGCCGACGAUCUGUUAACCGGCUGUAAAGCCGCUAUUGCAGGAGGGACUGCUACAGUUAUCGACAUUGUUUCUCCCAGAAAUGGAGAAUCGCUCACAUCCUCCUUCUUCAGAGUCAAGGAGGGGCUGUCAUCGUCUCUAUGCAAUAUUGGGCUUUCAAUAGUGGUACAGCAAUGGUCUGAAAGCGUGAAAAAGGAAAUGGAAAAAGCCGUUUCGGAGGGUGUCAACAGCUUUGUUAUAGAUGUCGAAGGUGAUGAGGUACUUUUCCAGGUGAGGCUAUAAAU